This is a messenger RNA of Brassica oleracea var. oleracea, 492 nucleotides long. RefSeq names its product phylloplanin-like. The record is from RefSeq and is a predicted model, not a curated record. NCBI's taxonomy places the organism in Eukaryota, Viridiplantae, Streptophyta, Magnoliopsida, Brassicales, Brassicaceae. Bases 1 to 492 code for a protein of 163 amino acids. The transcript has 2 exons.
AUGGCAAUGCUCAGGAACAAAAACAUAACCUUCUCAUUGGUCUUGAUGUGUCUCAUUGUGGCGUCUCCAAUUGCUAAUGCUCAGCUUGGUGGUCUAGGUGGUGGGCUUGGUGGUCUAGGUGGGCUUCUUGGCGGGCUUACUAGUAUCUUUAAUAUCCAAGGCCUUCUCAUGUGCUCUGUCACUGGCACCGUCUCUACCAAUAACACGACUGCCGUUCCUCCUUUCCCUAAUAAUGCUGGGCAAAAUGUUUCAAGUACGACUACGAACGCUUAUGGAGUAUUCUCGAUUCCUACUAUUGGACUUCCCUUUUCGCCUUCAACACUCCUCUCCUCCGGUUGUAGGCUCGUCGUCACGACCCCUCUCACCGCCUGUAACGUCAGCCUCCCUGCGGCCGGACUCCUCAUGGCACCUUUAUCUCUAGUCGGAAUCGCUGCCGGCGACGGCCUUAACAUCUUCAGCCUCGUCCCAAGUGUCUUUGGCCUCGUCGGUUAA